CACCCACACCGGCACGCACACCGCGACCAAAAUUUCCGCACAGCAAAAGUAGAUUAAAAACCUCGCAAAAUUGUUAACUUUGCAAUAUUUUUUGGAUUAAUUAAUGGUUCCAGCCAUGUUUAGACGUGGGAAAAGAUUAUUGAAGCAGUCCAACAGUACAUCAAAUGCUCGAUUACCAGUUUUGGUUGCAUUGCUGCUUCUAAUAUUGGUAGCAUUGGCGUUGUUUGGAAAAAAUGCUGAUAAAUCCAGUUCUAUGUCUGAGAUUUUGAACCAAAAAUGGAACAGCUUUGAUUCUUUGGUUCGAUUAGACCCGAAUGUAGAGUUCCGGAAUGGGACUGAUUUUAUAUGGCAGAUACCUGACUCGCCUAAGGCAGUGCUCUUCUUGUCCCAUGGUUGUAAUGGUAGAGCAGCAAAUUUUUGGGAUAAGUCACCCAAAUGCUCAAACUGUGUUGGUUUACCUGAAGAGAGGCUCAUCGUGCUGCAUGCUUUGGCUAGAAAUUUUGCUGUCCUCUCCAUAUCAAGUAAUGGAAGAUGCUGGUCACUUAGGACCGAAAGACGGAUUGUCAAAGACAUCAUUGAGAGUUGGGUUGUGAAACAAAAUCUUGAAAAGCUGCCUCUUUUUGCUUUGGGUGCCUCCUCGGGCGGAUAUUUUGUCUCAGUACUUGCAACAGAUAUGAGAUUCAGAGGUAUUACUCUAAUGAUUGCUGAAGGGGUGUUGGGUCACAUGGAAAUUACAAAGGAUUACCCACCUAUACUUUUUGUGCACAUGCCGAAAGAUGAAAAUAGGAGGCGGAGGAUUGAAAAGUACUUAAUAGUUCUGAGGGAGAAAGGUGUUGAUGUCACAGAAAUUAAAUGCAUGGAAUUCCCAUUAACACCUGAUUUUUUUGCUAACAGAAUCCCAGGUCUUGAUCUAACCCUUUCAAGAAAAUUGUUUGAUUUGUUUACAGAAAAGGGCUUUAUUGACAAAAAUAGUUAUAUGAGAGAUGAUGGGCGUAGAAUACCUUGGAAAACAGUUCUUCAGGAGAGAAAUAUUCUUCUUCCAGAUAAAUCAUUGGUUAAUCACAUUCAGGAGGAAAUGAAUCUUGCUUUUGCUUAUCAUGAAAUGACUAGUUUGCAGUCUCAGCAAAUCUUUGACUGGUUUGAAUCUCACUUGAAUUGAUCAGUAUUUGGCAUGGUCACAUUCUCCCUUUCUUCGGCCUGAGAGAACACCAUUGAACACUGUUUCAAUCAGAACUACUGCCAAACCAGAAAGUGAUUUAUUAAAGCUGAAUGCUUUGAAGUUUGAAUAGCUAUGGAUACACUUUCAAUCAUCUGUCCAAUCCGGUUAGUUUUGCAAGGAGGGAUUCAUAUA
Olea europaea var. sylvestris is the source of this 1351-nucleotide messenger RNA. RefSeq lists its product as uncharacterized. The record is from RefSeq and is a predicted model, not a curated record. The transcript is spliced from 2 exons. The coding region runs from base 104 to 1159 and encodes 351 amino acids. Lineage: Eukaryota; Viridiplantae; Streptophyta; Magnoliopsida; Lamiales; Oleaceae.